Molecule: messenger RNA, 4392 nt
Organism: Pogona vitticeps (central bearded dragon)
Lineage: Eukaryota; Metazoa; Chordata; Lepidosauria; Squamata; Agamidae
Gene: TMEM132A
Product: transmembrane protein 132A
Cellular component (GO): endoplasmic reticulum
Source: RefSeq, a predicted model, not a curated record
AUCUGAACCAAAGGAGGGAUCCGAUCGAUCCGAUCCGAUCGGACAGGAUGGAGCCCCGUCGCGGUCUCCCCUGCUGGCUCCUGCUUGCAGUCGCGGUGGUCGCCUGGGCUCCCAGAGUGGGCUGCGAAUCCGAUCCUCCUGACGUGGUAUUCCUGCCAGCUGAACUAAAAGUGCUCAACGGCCCAGAGUGUUUCCGCCUGCAGCGUACGGAUCGUUACUUGCCAGGAAAUGCCUCCCUCAGCUCCCGGUCGGAAACCUUCCUCUUCCUCCACCGUCGACUCACAGGGAAGCCCACCAUCCAAGCUGCCUACCAGCCUUUCACUGCCCAGCAGGCGGUGCCAUCUGACAACUCCCAGUACACAGACAGCUCUGCAGCCUGGGACAUCCGGGCUGUGUCCAUCGAAGGCACUGUGUCUCCUUAUGAGCCAUACACCAGAGUCCUCUUCCACCUCCAAGGGCAGGACUGGAUGUCGGAGAAGCAGGCCUUGCCGUGCAUCACCCUGCACGUCUUCCACCAGGCCCAGGUGGUUCACCGGGCCUGCCACCUCCAGGCACCCUUGGGUGUGUGUGUGGUAGAGCUAGAGCUUCCGGCUCACUGGUUCUCUCCUCCACCUGUGGGCACCAGGCAGCGCAAAUCAGAAGAUUCGAAUAUCACCCCUCUUCGAGCUGAACUGUACUAUAGCCUGGAGGCCAUGUUGCCUGGGAAGAUACCCGGAGACUGCCCUCACAUGCGGAUCCAAGAAAAGCCACGUCCGGGCAGUGAGGGCAACAAGGAGAAGCUGCGCUAUGUGGGACCUGUGGAUAUCCGAGUGAUGAGCCCACCACGGCGCCAGGAAGUACGGUUGGAUGACAAUGUGAUGGUCCGGGUUCCCGACAUGGCCCUGCGCCCGGGGCAGCUCUUUACAGCCACCCUUAUUCUGCAGCAAAACUUCACUGCAGAUAUGCUGACCCUCCGAAUCAAGGUGAAGAAAGGGCUACAAGUCCUGGCUGCCCGUCUUGCUAGUCCAGAGGCUUGGACGGCAAAGCUGGACAAGUUCAAAGGUGCCAAACACCACACCGCGCUAGUGACCUGUCGCCGUUCCAUUGGCAGUGGGUUGGACUGGAGGGCAACAGAUUCCCCAGAGUUCCUGUAUCUUGAUUUUGUGGUGGAGAACAGUACAGGCGGUGUGGCUUCCACACGUCCUGUCACCUGGCAGGUGGAGUAUCCUGGUCAGGACCCUGAAGCUGAGAAGGACAAGAUGGUGUGGGAGAUCCAAGUAUCAGAAAGAGAUGUGCGGGCCCUAGUUCCACUGGUGAAGGAACAGGAGAUUGUGAACACUGCACUCCUCACAGGAAUCCCUCACUCAGUGCCUGUGAAGCUGGUUGUGGUAGAGACAGGGGGAGCGGUGUCAGAGGUACUGGAGCAGAUGGGUUGUGAGUCUUCUAACAAGCAGGUCCUGCAGGUGUCAGAUGUGUGUGAUGCAGUCUAUGUAGGAGGAAAAGAGAGCCGAGGGGCACGUGGUGUCCGGGUGGAUUUCUGGUAUCGUCGGCUACAUGCUUCACUGUUGUUUACAGUCUGGGCCCCGCUACUUCCUCUGCGCAUUGAGCUGACAGACACUUCCUUGGAGCAGGUGCGAGGCUGGAGAGUACCUGGCCCAGCCCUUGACAGCAGCCUAACUGAGGCUGAAGACGGUGCAGAGGAAGCUGAAAGGAGAGCUCGUGGCUGCCGGCUUCAGUACCAACGUGCUGGUGUCCGUUUUCUUGCCCAUUUUGUGGCUCACCCUCUAGAUGGUGGCCGUCAUCUGACCUACAUGCCAAGCUCCGAUUGGCUGCUGGAUGUCUCGCAUCUCGUGCAGAAGCAUGCCAGAAUCCAGGAUCCGCGAGUGGCCAUACUAGAAGGAGGAAGUGUGGUCAUUGGCCGUGAACCUGGCAUGACCUCUGUGGAGGUGCGUUCCCCCGUAUCUGACUCUAUCCUGGGGGAGCAGACCCUGGUGGUGUCUGAGGAGAAAGUCUCCAUCUCAGAGCUGCGGGCCCAGUUGGUUUCAGGUCUCUCACUGACUCUCUCAUCAGAGGUGGGACACCCAAAUAUCUUCACCGCCACAUGUCAAGGACUUUCUGCUUUGCGUUCCUUGAAGCAGGAAGCGGUGUUGAGCCUCUGGCUGGUGUUCACUGACCAUACCUUGGCUCCUGUAGAACUGUAUGGCUGGCAGGAUGCCGCACUCUCCCUUUCUUCUCUGAACCCUCACGUGGUCUCUGUGCGGCUGGAGGAGGAGCAGGCUCAGCCCAUGGUCGUGGCCGAGGGACCAGGCCGAGGGCCUCUUCUGCAGCUCAGCCUGCAUUCCCCGGACUCUUGCCGCAAGGGCAAGCACAGGGCCCCUCUUGCCCAAGGCACUGCGUGGCUGGAAGUGAACUUUGGCCAGCGCCUUCUUACAACGAGCACCCCACAGCAACAAGACACCCAUCUUCACGGAGAGCCCCCCUUCCAGCGAGCAGAAGGUGCCAUGUCAGGUGAAGCAGUGACGGUUGCCGCGGUCACAGAGAGUGGAAAGGGGUCGAGGAGACGUGGCUCAGGGGGAGUGGGGCCGCCGAUUACCAAAUUUGAGGGACCUGGUGGGAGCUCUUACGAGGAUGUAGGACAGUUGGAAGAGGAGGAGGAGGAGCAAGAGGAAGAGGAAGAUGAGAUGGUGAAGGCCCCUGCAAGAGUGACCGAUCUGGAGAUAGGUAUGUACGUCCUCCUGGGUGUUUUCUGCCUCGCCAUCUUCAUCUUCCUCAUCAACUGUGUAGUCUUUGUCCUUCGCUACCAGCGCAAGGAGCUUCCCGAGAGUGGGUCAGGCCCAGGCUCUUCCACCCAACAGCCUCACAACUGGGUCUGGCUGGGCACUGACCAAGAGGAGCUGAGCCGGCAGCUGGAUCUGCGCCACCCGCACUGCAAAGACCAGCCCCAGGACCCUUCCCGCACCAGUGAGAAGUGCUCUUGCUGCUGCACGGGACCAGAAGGGAAGAUGGAGGCUGUGGCCCAAGAGAGCCCGGCUCCACUUCCAGGGCCUGAAACAGAAACCUUAUUGGUUUCGGGCAGUGCCUUGGGCUCGACGGCCCACGGAAGCCCCGCCCUGACCACCACUUUGUCUCGGAAGAAGGAAGGCAGGGAGGUGGGCGGGCGCCGGAAGCGUGUGGAGUUUGUGACCUUCGCCACUCCUCCGGGCUCUGCUCCCAGCCCCCCUGCCUCUGCGCCGGCUGUGCAGUCCAUCCUGGUGGCCAGCGAAGAUGACAUCCGCUGGGUGUGUGAGGACAUGGGGCUGCGUGACCCAGAUGAGCUGCGCAGCUACAUGGAGAGAAUCCGGGGCAGCUCCUGACCUCAGGCUCUCCCAUCCAUACCCAUCUGGGCAAAACAAUAAGGGAUCAGCGCAAUUGAUCCUCCCUUGGGUGCUCUCCUAGGGUCAUCAUCCAGCUGGUCUUUCUACCUUUUUUUACCUUUUAGAGAGGGGCUGUACACAACCAGCCUCAGGCUGCUGCUGUGCUACAGGGGGAAACUGGGCCAGAGAUACUCCUGCUGGUCUCUAUGUUAGAGAUCUCCUUCCUUGGCCAUACUACUAAGCCCAUCCCCUUUUCAUUCUGGAGAGGGAUUUUUACAGGUCAGAAUCGACCCCCUCCUGUUUUUCUUUCUUUCUCUCUUAGAGGAGGUGGACCGCUCCCUCCUGGGGAAGUAGAACCCAUGUGUCCUCAUGGAUUCUCCCCACUUCCUAUCUUACAAGAAUGAUUUCACUGGGCGCAGGUGAGAGGUGGCAGACUGGAAAGCCGCUGCAUAUAUUGCCAACUAUGAUGUGCUCUGGGAGGGAACACAGGGGGCCUCUUCCGGGACCUCCCUUAUUGCUUUGACUUUCAUUGCCAGUUUGUGUCCAUUGUGAUGGUUUUAACAGCGAGUGUCCUUCCUUCCUUCCUGUGGUCUCCUGAGCCUCUUCCCUUACUCUAACCCUGCCCUCUCCCCCAUCCCUUCAAAGCCAGGCAAAAGAGAAAGAGAGAGAGCUCCAGCGAGCCCUGGUCCUUUCCCACCACUACCACCACCUGCUCUGGCUGCGUGCCUGGUGUCCUUAACGGUUUUUGUACGAUCGCUCACAUUUUAUACCUGUAGUAUUUGGGAGGCUGCCAAGCAAGUCCUUUAUUUAUGGAAGAUUUUUAAUUCUUACAUUGUUAAAAAAUGAAAUAAAUAAUAAUUUAAAAGAAGCAAGCAAGCGUUUCGUUGUGUUGUGCUUUGGGACUAGUUUACAUUUUCUUUGCAAUGGGUGGGGCCUGUUUAAAUCAUUGCUGAGAGGUGGGAAACUCCCUUUUUUGACCCACAGUUGACCCAAGAAUUCCCCAGCCAACAUAAACACAGGCCAUACUGCUGAGGGAUUCCAGGAGUUAGAAUCCCAAUUA